AGUCUCCCAUUGCAAGUGCUCACGUGAGGACGGAAAACAUUUUGCUCAUCGCUUUCGCCUCGCGCAUUGGCAAGUCGCGUAAAAUUCUCGUGUUAACAGGAAAAACGUCACAAAUUUUUCAAAACCACCCCAAGUCCCAUUACCCGCAGUGGGAAAAACCUCAAAUUCCUUGGGCUAUCCGUAUCAAUCAACGACUAAAGGCUUAGUGUCCCUUUGUGAUUGUGUGUGCUUUUUGUGUGUGCACUGUGUAUUUCGUUGUGCUGCCGGCUUCAAUUAGCAGCUUUUCCUCAUUCUGCCCGCUGCUCUUGUGUGCGUUAGAUUAAUGAGGCAAAAGUGUUUUGUCGUGUCGUGCGUUAAAUAUUUAAUACAAUAUCAAAUAAAUGUUGCAUAAGCCGCCUGUCAUUUAGCAUCUAGUGCCAAAAGCAAAAAAAAAAAGAAAACACAAAAACGUGUGUUUGUUUCGUGUGUUUACCACAAGUAAUUCGGACAGCAAACGGAUUCUUUUUUCACGAUUCACAAGAGCACGUCGAUCAAGAACUCAAACAUAAACAAGAAAUGAGGACGAAUCAAAAUCCCUUAAUAAAGUGCUAAAAUCCAGAGGUCACCCCGCCCACUCUAUAAACGCCCACCCGGGAUUUACCGCUAGAAAAAUCACGUCGGCAUUUCGUAGUGGCGACACGUCCUUCAGCCCACAAAAAAAGAACAGCAAGAACACAAAGAAAAGCCACCAAAAUAACUGUGCUUCCUAACGGAAAAAAUCUCGGAAAACCCCAGAGUGAAUUCAAUUAGGUGCUAAAAUAGGCGAAUGCCUCUAAAAAAGAACUGACAAAUGUCAAGUCACAAAUAAUACAAUAAAGUGCCGAUUGUGUAUUGAUAUUUACGUGAUAGAUAUAGAGAGCAACAAAAGUAACUUCAGGAAAAUAAUAAAAUAAUACACUUUCAAAAUUGAACCGCAAUUACAACAAAUGUCUGCGUCGGCAGUUGAAGUUACUGGAAAUGUUCCACCUGUGGAAUUUCAUAUGAGAGAGCACAUGGUGCAGGCGGGCGUAGCGCCUUUUCCGGGCGCUCCGGCCGGCUAUGCCGCCGCACCGAAUCCUGGAGCAGCGGUUGUUGCCGCAGCGGCCGCCGCCCAACAACAGCAGCAGCAGCAGCAGCAACAACAACAGCAGCAGCAGCAGGCCCAGCAGCAACAGCAACAACAGGUGGCCGGAGGACCACCCAGCGCCGCGGACAGUUUGUCCAUGGCGGUGGCAGCGGCAGCGGCCAAACAGUCUGCUGAUCCAGUGACCCAAAUGAAAUCGGGCAGCGAGGCCGCAGGAUCUGGCAACAGCAAUAACAACAACACAGCUGGUGCGGGAACAGGAGCGCCAGGCGCAGCCGGAGGAUUGACCACAGAAUAUUCAAGUGGCGGCUGUGGGGGCGGUGGUGCAUCAACGGCCAAUUCGGUGGUGGUGGCCACCAGUGUUUCCGACGUUGUCAAUGCCUCGCUGUACAUGCAACAGAAGACAAAUCUGUCAACACAAACACAGACACAGUACGAGUACGAGUACGAGUACAAUGGAACCAGCCUCGCAGAACCAAGAGUCCCAGGUCCCAUUCCGCAUCCACUGACAAAUGGACAUGCCGUGGACCAAGUGCAGCAGCCACCAGUACAACAGCAGCAUCUGCAAUCAUCGCUGCCCCCACAAAAUGUGCUCAGCAUAUCCACAGUAUUGAUCGCCAAUGAGGCAGCAGAAUCACAACAGAGCUCCGCCAUGCAAAAUGCCGGCGGCGGUGGAAAUACUGGCGGCGGCGGCGGCGGAGGAGGCGGCGGCACUCCCAGUUCUCCGCUCAGCAACUCCCCGUCCAGCGCAACAGCCUCGCAGGCGGGCGGAUGCGGACUGACCCUCAAUGGCAGCGCCACCGAGGGCAGCAUGUCCGGUGAUACAUCGCCGGUGGCCAGUGGUGAACCGCUCCUGCAGACGCCGCCCGCCCACCAACAGCAGCAACAGCAACAACAGCCGCUCCUGUGCAGCAGUCCCACGUCGAUGCAAUCGUCGGGCACCUCCGUGACGGGCAGUUCGAUAGCUUCCGGCACAUUGGCGGCCACCAGCAGCAGUGGCGUUGGACUUUUGCCCACCACCGGAUUGGACAGCAUUGCCAAUGGUGGUGCACCAACAGGCUGUGCCGUUGUGCCGGCCAGCACAUCGCAGGUGAUCGCCCACCUGAAUGCAGCUGCCGCUGCGGCCAGCGGCAUCGUGUCGCCCAGCGCCAAUGUGGCCACUAGUCUCAGCAGCGCCCUAGUCCCGGCCCAAUCGGUUGCCGCCGUUGCGGCCGCCUCCCUCGAUGCCAAAAGUCAGCCGAAACGGCUGCACGUCUCCAACAUACCGUUCCGCUUCCGGGAUCCCGAUCUGAGAGCCAUGUUUGGGCAAUUUGGCACCAUUCUGGACGUGGAAAUCAUCUUCAACGAACGCGGCAGCAAGGGAUUCGGUUUUGUAACAUUCGCUAACAGCAACGAUGCAGAACGAGCACGCGAACGUCUACACGGCACCGUGGUUGAGGGACGCAAAAUCGAGGUGAAUAACGCCACUGCACGUGUACAAACCAAAAAAGUGACAGCAGUACCCAACGUUGUACUGACCAAAGAUGGUGCCAUACCGGCCCCAGCUCUAGUUUGCGUACAAUGGCCAGAAGCCGCCGUUGCCGCCGCAAUGCGUGGAGUGGCCAUCCAGCGCGGACACGUGGGCGUGGUCGGCGCCACCCCCUACCAUCAUCCCCAUCAUCCGCAUCAUCAUCCGGCGCUGCUGGCGGCCUCCGCCGCCGCUGCCCAACAACAACAGCAACGCCAACUGGCCGCCGCCGCCGUGGCCACGGCAGCAGUCGCCCAACAGCAGCAGCAGCAGCAGCAGGCUGUUGUACAGCAGCAACAGCAGCAAGUGGCUGCCGCCGCCCAGCAGCAACACCAGCAGCAGCAGCAGCAGCAACAACAGGCCGUGCAGCAACAACAGGCGGUCCAGCAGCAGCAGCAACAUCAACAACAACAGCAGCAGCAGCAACAACAGCAACAUGCCGCCGUAGCAGCCGCCGCAGCUGCCGCUUCGCAUCCGCACAUGCAUGCCGCUCAUGCCCAUGCCCAUGCCCACGCCCUUGGUCCACAAUUGGCGCAACUGCAAGCGGUCGCCGUGCCCACGGCCGCUAGCAAUGCUGCUGCACUGCAGCAAUCCCUCGCCGCUGCCAUCCAGAAUCCGAGCGGUAAUCCGAACGCUGCUGCCGCCGCCGCCGCCUAUGCCGCCCGUCUAUCGGCGGCCACGGGUGCCACACAAUCGCCGCAAACAGCCGCUGCUGCUGCGGCUGCUGCUUCCAUGGCUGCGUCGGCCAAUGCGGCCAACAAUGCGGCCGCUUUGCAUGGAUUCGCGCCUGUAUACUAUGAUCCCUUCUUAGCAGCCGCUGCUUCCGCUGAUCCAAAUCUACGCUUCCAGGCAGCCAAACCGGUCACUGAAGUUCCAGCCGCUCAGCCAGCCGCCAUAUUAAAUCGCCGCACUGUGACUACGCUAAACAGUAACCCACAUACGAUCAACCGCAUUCCGGUUCCACAGAAUGUUUUGGCCACUGCUCCGCUGCUAAAGACUCCGCUGUCUCAGGCCCAGCAGCAGGCGUACGCCACGGCGGCCACCACCUACACGGCGGUAGCCGCCCGGGCCGCCUAUGGCGCCGCUGCUGCAGCAGCCGCCCAGCCGGCACUCGCCGGCUACGCCACCGUGGCUGGAUAUGCGCGCGAAUAUGCAGAUCCUUAUCUAGGACAUGGCAUUGGACCAGUUCCUGGAUACGGGGCUACCAUGUACCGCGGUGGAUUCAAUCGUUUCACGCCAUAUUAAGAACAAUCUACGCCAGUCAGCCAAAUAACGCACUUGAACUACUCUCGAUGAAAAUGCUCAAUAUAUGAACAAAGCAAAGCAAAUAAGUAACUUAGACGUAAAUACUCCUCCCUACGUGCAGUAAGUAGAAGUUACAACUAAACCGAUAGAUGCAGGAUACUCAACACCCAACAGCAGCCACGACAACACCAACAACAGACGCUCAAUGUCCUUGGAGAGUUGAAAAUCAAAGCUAAGCAACAAAGAAACAAAAAGAACAUAAACAAAUCAAUGUCGUCCAGUAAAAGCAAAAAAAAGCUAAACCAAAAAGGAAAAUAUACGCCGCUAAACGCAGUUCUAUGGAGUUUAUAUAAGUAAAGCAAACAAAAAAAGAAAAGAACAAAAAAAAAAAUAUUAAAACAUAAAUUCAAAUUGCAAAAUAGUUUUGCAGAGAAUGAAAAGAAAAAUGUGCUUCAUGCGUAGAUUUUUACCAGAACAAAAGCUGAAACUUUGUGCGGCAGAUCAGAAUUUAUAUAUGUAUACAUAUAUAUAUAUUACCGACAUGAUAUAUAGUUAUUAUACAUAGGGCAUUGUAUUUGUAUAUCAAAGCAAACCAGGAAAGAGAGCAAUGUUUUAGGUACUUUUCAUGCUGAAACAUCAUCAAAAAAAUUGAUAUAUAAAAAACCCUUGGGUUGUUGAUUUUCAAAACUUCGUUGAACUAAGUUAGUCCUUAUGAUUUACAAAUUAUUCUAAAACAUUAGCAUUGUAGUAUGUAGUAAGGGAAAGUAACAAUGCAGCCACAAUAACAAAUCAAAUUGUAUAUUAUUUGCGAACUGUUAAAGCACAAACAAAAAUUUAUAUUUAUUCGUAUGUACUUUAGAUUCAUAUAUCUAUAAUUUGAUUACCCAAAGAAUACUCAUUUCUGUAUUGUACCGUAUUGUCAACGAAUUUAAUUUUAAUGCAUUGCUUGGUUGUUCCUAAUAAUUUUAUAUAUUUUGGCAGCUAAAACCACUCACACUCAACUCACGACUCAAUUCGAAUUGCUCAAAAAAAAAUCGUAGCGCAUAGGUAAAUGCAAAAGAUCAACACGUAGACAUAUCCUUGGAAUAUACAAUAAUAUUUACUUUAAAUGCCGCCAUAGCAGCAAAGCAACAAACAAAAAAAGAAAAGGGAAAAAUGAAAAAAAAUAUAUAUAUAUAUAUUAGUUUUAAAAGGUCAAGCUUCCAGUGACAAAAAGCCAUUGAUGAAUGAUGUGGAAAUCGAAUAAUAAGCAUUAAAAAUUAAAAUUUUUAGCUCUUACUCCGUAGCACUUUCCUUGUGUGUUGUGUAAAGAAACAAAGCAAACAAACAAAAAAUUGAGAAAGAAAACGACGUUUCAAUGUUGUUCAUUUUCGGUGUAGACCGAAUCGAAACUUCCCUAAGCAAACUAAGAAUUUAUUUUAUACACACUCGAAUCUACUGCACACACGAAACAAAAAAUGAAACCACUUUUAACGUUGUGUAUUUUUCAAAUGUUAAAGAUUAAAAUGCUCAAUGGAAAAUAAGCGAACAAACUUUGAUUCUUAGGCAGCUACUGUCGUCAAAUUUAAACUAGUUGUUUAUCAACCGUACUAUGCUAAAACAAAAAAAAAAAAACAAAAACAAGCUACUAUUGUGUGUGUGUGUAAUCGUGCAAUUCUUUAGGUGUUCUUCGAAUUUCCUUAAAAACCUACUACCAAUUACUUGAAAUGAGGGAAAAGUGAGAAAUGAAAAUUUCAUCAACUCCAAAGAGCUUCAACUUUGAUGGUUUUUUUAUUUAUCUUAUCACUUAGCAACUAUCUCAGAUUGUACAUAUAUUAUGAUGACAUAUGGUAUUUUACCUUAUUCCCCUCAACGCACACACAAAACAACACACGCACAGGCCAGGAUCCUGGGAAAUCGAAGCAAUUUAUGGCAUACUCACACUUGUACCCUCAUUAAGGUGUAUUUCUUGUUUGAUUCUCUCACAUGAUCAUGCAUUAAUAUAUACUAAAUUUACGUUGACAUUUUUAAAGCCAAAGUUUAUAUUUUAAAUGAUUUUUAGUUAGGUAUUAGUUCGUAUGCUGACGACAGAUGACACAAAUGGAUAAGUAAAUGAUUACGAACCUAGAGGGAAAAACAAUAAUGAAAACUAAAUCGAACCCAACAAUUGCCAAAUUAAAUGUAGCUUUCAAGUGAAUUACAAAAUAAAGACGUAAUUAAAUUUAAUGAAUUUUUCAACUAGCGCAAAAAAAAAUAGUUUGCCAAAAAGCCUAGUAUACUUUUUGGCCCACCCCCAGCACAGGAAAGGAAAAAAAAUUCACAGAAAUUUGGGUUUGAUACGCAAAUGGCAGGAGGUACGAAAACCAUCUAGUUAUAAUGCAAACUUAAAUAUAAUACGGUAUGGUAUAUACAUUUAAAUUAUGAACUCAACUUCCACCGCAAACUUUUAAAAGAAAACUAAGAAAACACAAUUUUUGUCUUAAGCAAUGCGUUGAAGAAAGUCAACCUACAAGUAAAUUAUAAAUGCAAAAAAACGCAACUCAAUCAAACACCGCAGCUAUAUGAUAUAACAUACGAUAUAUGAUGUAUAUGAUAAUGUCUUCAUUUAUCCCGAUCCAUUUUGUGACCCCCAAAAAUUCUGUAAUCUGUGUAGUCUAACCAUAAGCCAGCGCCAGCUUUUGUUUUACUUUCACAUAGAUCAGAUGCCUAGGCGUCAUAUAAAGUAUAAAAUAUAAAGUAUAUAAAUAUAUAUUAUAUGGAAACUCUAAUCUUUAAUGAUGUGCCAAAUUGUAAGUUGUACCAUUUGUUUUUAUGAGCAAAUGCAAAACACAAAUUGAAAUAAAAUAUGAAUUAAAAUAU
Drosophila melanogaster (fruit fly) is the source of this 6692-nucleotide messenger RNA. RefSeq names its product RNA-binding Fox protein 1 (gene Rbfox1). The coding region runs from base 966 to 3854 and encodes 962 amino acids. Lineage: Eukaryota; Metazoa; Arthropoda; Insecta; Diptera; Drosophilidae. Gene Ontology annotation, biological process: regulation of alternative mRNA splicing, via spliceosome; nervous system development. The transcript is spliced from 17 exons. The record is from RefSeq and is marked reviewed. Gene Ontology annotation, cellular component: nucleus. Gene Ontology annotation, molecular function: RNA binding; nucleic acid binding.